AUGUCUCCAUUGACAGUCUACUCCCUAAAAAUCUCGACCCUUAACAUAACAUCGUUUUCAAAACUCAUCACUAACAUCAACCUCAACGUAGCAGCCAAAAACCUGAACAAAAGACUCGUCUACAUGUACGACCCCAUCACCGUAUCGCUUACCACCAACGACCGCAUCGAAAUAGGCGAUGGCUCGUCCCAUUCCUUCGUACAUGGAACGAAGAACACGACCUAUUUGAAAGCCGCCAUAACUAGCAGAAACAACCAAGAACUUGAUAAUUCUUCAGCAGGGAAGUUAAAAGCUGGUUUGAAGAGAAAGAACGGUCUGCCAUUGCAGAUGAAGCUGGAGACUAAAGUUAAAGCAAAGAUGGGAGAUUCGAAGACUUCCAAAGUUUGGGAUUAG
Messenger RNA from Hibiscus syriacus, 393 nucleotides. RefSeq lists its product as uncharacterized. Lineage: Eukaryota; Viridiplantae; Streptophyta; Magnoliopsida; Malvales; Malvaceae. The transcript has a single exon. The coding region runs from base 1 to 393 and encodes 130 amino acids. Gene Ontology annotation, cellular component: plasma membrane. The record is from RefSeq and is a predicted model, not a curated record.